Molecule: messenger RNA, 630 nt
Organism: Protopolystoma xenopodis
Lineage: Eukaryota; Metazoa; Platyhelminthes; Monogenea; Polystomatidea; Polystomatidae
Source: the annotation of a GenBank genome assembly
AUGUGUCUAGUUAAGGAGAGCCCAUCGAGAAGGCCGAAAGGUACGGACGGGAGUUCGUCCAGAUCUCCAAAUCGGUCCUCACUCAACGGACCCGUGAGGGUAGCAUACUUACUUGGCAAUUGUGUGCGUGAGAAGCAAGGCCAUGACGACGAGGCAGUGAAGGUAGCAGAAGCGCCUCGAGCGGCCGCCCGGAGUUGGCGGAGUCUGCAGAUCUGGUGGGCAGGAGGAGGCCAGACGAAGGCGGGUUCGGUGUGGAAUGGGCACAAAAAUCCCACUGGAAAGGCCGGCAAGCCGGACAAAGUGACGGGCCCGAGCGGCCGGAGAAACGGGAGGCAAGAAGGAGCGGGCAGCAAAAGAGGGAAAAGAGCAAUGACGCGGCAGGAGUGUGCAGUGCUAGUUUAUACUGCGUGCUGUCAGCUUGACCUGAAGCGCACCCGAUGCUACCACUUUCGCGCUGGGUCCCUAUCCCAACGCAGCCCUCGCGCCGGCGUGUGCACGCACGUCUUCCUCUCGCUCUGGCCCUCCAGUCCGCCUCUCUGGCUCCCUUCAACUCGCAAACUCGCCGACUUGCCCAUCGUCUACGUGCCCAACUCGCAUGGGCAUUCUCUCUCGGCGUACAUUGUGUUUUAA